Colletotrichum scovillei is the source of this 735-nucleotide messenger RNA. RefSeq names its product bZIP transcription factor. The record is from RefSeq and is a predicted model, not a curated record. NCBI's taxonomy places the organism in Eukaryota, Fungi, Ascomycota, Sordariomycetes, Glomerellales, Glomerellaceae. Gene Ontology annotation, molecular function: DNA-binding transcription activator activity, RNA polymerase II-specific; RNA polymerase II transcription regulatory region sequence-specific DNA binding. The transcript has 3 exons. Gene Ontology annotation, biological process: regulation of transcription by RNA polymerase II. The coding region runs from base 1 to 735 and encodes 244 amino acids. Gene Ontology annotation, cellular component: nucleus.
AUGUGCGCCGCAUCAUCAUCAGCCGCGGCGGCCGAUAACUCAAGCCUUCCCGGCGAGGUCGGUUUAAUACAUGAUCUUCAGCAUCAACACCAACAACAGUCACUUCAGUUGUCGGCCGCUGGCCUCCCGGGUACAGAUUUUGGGCUUUUUGGCCCAGACUCUGUCCACAUAGAUUCUAGCCUUCCGUACUCUGAAUCGCCACCUUGGGACACUUUGCCAUGGACGUCUGCUGCGUAUGCGACGCCUUCCAUCAGUACCAGUCCCCUCGGCAACCCGAUUGAUCAGUCUUUCCCACUUGCCUUCAUCGAUACCUCACCCCCCGUAUCUUUCGACACCUUCCCCGACACCUUCCUCCCCGUUCAGCUGGAUGCCCUCUUCGAAUCCAACUCUAGUUCCAACUCCAACUCCAACUCCAAUAGCCCGAACCAGCCUCCGCCCCUGGACAUGUCAGUGUAUACUGCCACUUCAGGACUUCACCCUCACCGGUCCUUGUCAAAUGACCAUGCUCAGGGCCAAGACGUAGCCACUCCCCAUACCGACAAGAUCCUUCGUCGUCAGCGAAACACCAUUGCUGCUCGCAAAUACAGACAAAAGAAGGUUGAUCGCAUCGACGAACUUGAAUCGUUGCUAAAGGAGAUGACUCGGGAGAGGGACGAUUUACGAAUCCGCCUCGUUCGUCAGGAGGCUGAGACAGAAGCACUUAAGAGUGUCAUGCGUAAGGAAACUAAGCCGUAA